This is a messenger RNA of Gorilla gorilla gorilla (western lowland gorilla), 8958 nucleotides long. It is a transcript of the gene WDFY2, whose product is annotated as WD repeat and FYVE domain containing 2. Gene Ontology annotation, biological process: positive regulation of fat cell differentiation; positive regulation of protein phosphorylation. Gene Ontology annotation, cellular component: early endosome. The coding region runs from base 438 to 1640 and encodes 400 amino acids. The record is from RefSeq and is a predicted model, not a curated record. NCBI's taxonomy places the organism in Eukaryota, Metazoa, Chordata, Mammalia, Primates, Hominidae. The transcript is spliced from 12 exons. Gene Ontology annotation, molecular function: protein binding; metal ion binding.
GGGGAGUCGCGGAGGGGAGGGGUGAAAAUGGGCUUGUGGGACUGACGCACGCGCAUUGGGAUACCAGAGCCCCGCCUCCGGCUCCAGGUUUCCCCUCCUCCUUCACCACCCUCCCGGAAGUGGAGCCGCCCUCGCGCCCACCAGCGGCUACCCCCUGCGGCAGGCCCCGCCCACAAGGCUCCGCCCCCCCGGCGCUCCGCCCCCUCCUCUGGUAGUGGCGCCGGCUUGCAUCCCAGGUCUUGGCGGUUUUGGUGCCUGAAGCAGGGAGCGCGGAGUCGUUCCCGAGAGAGGCGGCCAGGCUAUGCUCGCCGGUUUCCGGCGUUCCGCUCCGGCCAGCCAGAGUCUCUGUCUCAACCUGUGUCCGUGCUCCAGCAGUCUCCUCAGCCCGGCCCCGCGGCGCCGUUGGCGGCGGCGCCCCAGGCGCGCCCCCUCCUCCGAUGGCGGCGGAGAUCCAGCCCAAGCCUCUGACCCGCAAGCCGAUCCUGCUGCAGCGGAUGGAGGGGUCCCAGGAGGUGGUGAAUAUGGCCGUGAUCGUGCCCAAAGAGGAGGGCGUCAUCAGCGUCUCCGAGGACAGGACAGUUCGUGUUUGGUUAAAGAGAGACAGUGGACAGUAUUGGCCAAGCAUAUACCAUGCAAUGCCUUCUCCAUGUUCAUGCAUGUCUUUUAACCCGGAAACAAGAAGACUGUCCAUAGGUCUAGACAAUGGUACAAUCUCAGAGUUUAUAUUGUCAGAAGAUUAUAACAAGAUGACUCCUGUGAAAAACUAUCAAGCGCAUCAGAGCAGAGUGACGAUGAUCCUGUUUGUCCUGGAGCUGGAGUGGGUGCUGAGCACAGGACAGGACAAGCAAUUUGCCUGGCACUGCUCUGAGAGUGGGCAGCGCCUGGGAGGUUAUCGGACCAGUGCUGUGGCCUCAGGCCUGCAAUUUGAUGUUGAAACCCGGCAUGUGUUUAUCGGUGACCACUCAGGCCAAGUAACAAUCCUCAAACUGGAGCGAGAAAACUGCACCCUGGUCACAACAUUCAGAGGACACACAGGUGGGGUGACCGCUCUCUGUUGGGACCCAGUCCAGCGGGUGUUGUUCUCAGGCAGUUCAGAUCACUCUGUCAUCAUGUGGGACAUCGGUGGGAGAAAAGGAACAGCCAUCGAGCUCCAAGGACACAACGACAAAGUCCAGGCCCUCUCCUAUGCACAGCACACGCGACAACUGAUCUCCUGUGGCGGUGAUGGUGGGAUUGUCGUCUGGAACAUGGACGUGGAGAGGCAGGAGACCCCUGAAUGGUUGGACAGUGAUUCCUGCCAAAAGUGUGAUCAGCCUUUCUUCUGGAACUUCAAGCAAAUGUGGGACAGUAAGAAAAUUGGUCUAAGACAGCACCACUGCCGCAAGUGUGGGAAGGCUGUCUGUGGCAAGUGCAGCUCCAAGCGCUCCUCCAUCCCCCUGAUGGGCUUCGAGUUUGAAGUGAGGGUCUGUGACAGCUGCCACGAGGCCAUCACAGAUGAAGAACGUGCACCCACAGCCACCUUCCAUGACAGUAAACAUAACAUUGUGCAUGUGCAUUUCGAUGCAACCAGAGGAUGGUUACUGACUUCUGGAACUGACAAGGUUAUUAAGUUGUGGGAUAUGACCCCAGUCGUGUCUUGAUGACUCUCCCAGGAAUCAGAAAGAUAGUAUUUACUAAAGAAACGGUUGUUUUAACCCAAAUCAUUACCAGAGUGGUAAAGCAGACAUGUGAGAAGUAAGAAAGAAACUAAAGACCCUGAAUGAAUUUGCAGAUUACCCAUGUGCACAGUGGGGACCUGGCGAGUGAGCACUCAUAAGGGGACUCUUCCAACUUGUUCAUACAAUAUAAAAGAAGCUAUUUUUUUAACAAAUGGUUUAUACAGUCUGGCUGUGCUGCAUUGUUUUGAGUGUACCGAAAAAUCUGUGUGGGGUGUUUAAUUUUUAUACUUUUCAACACCCCAUUUUACUUGUUGCUUUGUCAGAGAAAUAAGGGAAGUAUCUACUCAGAGUAUUUUGGUCAUUAUACUUUCUGUGUUUACUUCAACAUGUGUCACGUGGCCAGCGGCUUUUUCUUCUUUUCCCUCUGCACCUACCUGCACCUUCUCUGCCUUUCCUAGAGGGGAUGUAUUUAUGUUAUUUAUUCCCAGUGUUUCUGCUUUCAUGUCCUCCUCAGUGGAGAGAUUUGGAAACUCAUCAUGUGGAUUCACCAGCCAGCUGCUGGAAUCGCCUGAAGAGCGAUUUGUUUGUAAUGUCUGCCUCAUUCAUGUUCUUAUGAAGUAGAAAAGACUGUGUUUCUGCCUCAGUUGCCUCUGUCUUUCCCACAUUAAAAAAAAAAAAUGCUGUGAGAAAGCUGCUCCCAACCAUGGUUAUCACAGAAGUAGGUUAUUUUUUUUUUGAGACGGAGUCUCGCUCUGUUGCCCAGGCUGGAGUGCAGUGGUGCAAUCUCGGCUCACUGCAAGCUCCGCCUCCCGGGUUCACGCCAUUCUCGUGCCUCAGCCUCCCGAGUAGCUGGGACUACAGGCGCCCGCCACUGCGCCCGGCUAAUUUUUUGUAUUUUUAGUAGAGAUGGGGUUUCACCGUGGUCUCGAUCUCCUGACCUCGUGAUCCGCCCACCUCGGCCUCCCAAAGUGCUGGGAUUACAGGCGUGAGCCACCGCGCCCGGCCAGUUAUUUUAACUCAGAGCUUCAACGAUCAGUGCCUGGAUCAUUUAGAAUUCAGUUGGAGCCUCCUGAGCCUCUUAUGUUUUAGCUUUUUUGACGCAGCUCUCCCUCACUCGUAACAAUGAAAACAAAUGACACACACACAAAAUCCUACAUCAGCGGCCCUCAACCUUGUUGGCAGCAGGGACCGGUUUCAAAAUGAAACUGUUCCACCUCGGAUCAGCAGGCAUUAGCUUCUCAUAAGGAGCACGCAACCUAAAUCCCUGGCAUGCACAGUUCACAAUAGAGUUUCUGCUCCUGUGAGAAUCUGACGCCACAGCUGAUCUGAUGGGAGGCGGAGCCCAGGCAGUAACACUUGCUUGCCCACUGCUCACCUCUGAUGGGUGCCCCCAUUCCUCACAGGCUAUGGACCAGUACCCAUCUGCAGCCCAGGGUUGGGGACCCCCACCAUACAUGCUCUGAAAAUAAGUGUCUUUAAGUUGUGUUUUUCUGUGUGACAUCAUCUCUGAACUUGAACAUGUUCAUUACGGCAAGAUUGUAAUCCUGCUGUAUUCCUCGCCCUCUGUAUUCUAUCCCUUUAAAAACUAGAUAUUUAAACAUUUUAUCCUAAUGUGUUUCAUCAGAACACUUUGCACACUUUCUUACUAAAACGGUAUGUGGUUGGUCCGAGACAGAAUGGUACCUACAGCGCAGGCUAUGUUUCUGUGGGAAUGGAAAAGAGGACUUUAGAAAGUGAACCUGAAGAACUCUUAUUUCUAAGGGAAUCCAAUCAAGCUUGAGAAAAUGAAAUAUUCUUGUGUGUAGUGAUUCAGCUCAGGAUAUUGAAGUCCCUUUUAAAAAUCUUAUUUUCACCUGUAAAAAUACAAUAAAAAUUAAUGGCAAGCCUGCGCCAGGUGCCUGCCCCUCCUAAGCACUUUACACGCACAGCUCAUUCAACCUCACAUGUCGGGAGCAUCAGGGAGCUCACCAGUCUCUUGAGGAUCACAGGCCAAUUGCUUGUCCUUCCCGACCCAAGCCCCACCCCACAGUGUCUUGCUCUCUUCUGAUUUUACAGGUUUUUUUGGCAGUAAUACACAUGGGAGUGAAAUUAAAAUCCUCCCUAUUAUUUUCCCUCUUUUCCUGGAAAGCCGUUUUUUGCCCUCACAAUCAUUCAUUACUUCUCUAACUAGGGGGAAGUACUACAAGCUGUCCUCGGGCACUGCCCCUACGUGUGUUUCCCUGGGAUGGGGCCUUGCUAGAGGUGAUUCUGCUGCCCCAGCAUUGGGAAGCAGGACCAGUGCAUGUGCCCCAUGCAGCCACGGUACAUGGAAGCUGUCACUUGAGCCAUCAGACCAGCUCAGCCCAUGUGACCGGAGCUCUGAAGAGGCACACACGCAUGUCCCGCACAGGCUGUUAGCACUUGUCGCCUCGCUGCCCUGGUCCAGACUACCCUUGCUUGCGUCAGUCAAAACUGUUGUAACUACUUUGAGUCUUUUCUGCAUGAUUGCUCUUUGAGAGAACUUUAACAAGGGAAUUAAAUUUAAAAUAUUCAAAUAUCUAUUUUGUAGUUUAUUACUAGAAGCUGCAGCCACUUACUAAGUUGUAUGUAAUAUAGGACUGUGUGUUGGAAAUGAGUAAUAGAGCUGAAUCACUCCAUUUUCCCUUCCUAAACUUUGAGCUUGGCCUGCCGGCAGAGAGAGGAACACAGUAUUAGGGCAGCAAAGGCCCAGGCGCCCAGCAAGCCUGUAUGGGUUCUGAGAUGGGUCUAGAUGCGUUCAGACCUCAUUCGGGAAGCAGAGUGUCCCUGUCAGAUCACAUAUGUCCUCUACAGUCGCUCUGGCCUGUGACCUUGCACGCCACUCUACCUUCUCCCUCCCAGCCCACAGAGCCACUCAGAGGCUGAAGCCACUUCACAGCCCACUGGUGUUGAGAAUCAUCAUCAGAAAACCACAGAUAUGUCAAGGUAUCCAUUGCUCUUUCCUUUUCUCUCAUCUGUGUGGGUGCUUGAAUUUGGUGAAAUGCGUUUAGCAAACCAACUGUGUGUUUGUAAUACUGUGAAUUCUUGAGUUUUGCAUUAAGUGUCUCCCCCAUUUUUGUAAUUUGUAGAGAAAUAUGUGCUGGUGUUGGGUGUCUUCCAAGCAUUUUAUGGAAAUGGAGGCUCCAUUCCUUAGGAGUAAAAGCUGGCGCCAGCACUUGGCUCUUGUUCUAUCUAGGUGAACUCUCAUAAUUCUUGUUUUACCCUGUUGGAUCUGCACUUUACAUAUAUUUUUGCUCUAUUACUUAAACAUAUAGCAGCUCUUACAAAUAAUGCCUAACAUGCCUGUGCUGAGAAAGUGGUAGAUCUACACAUAUCAUACGCAGAGUUGUUCUCUACCUGAUGGGGCAAAACCAACCACAUGCUCUUGGUUCCUCCAAACGAAUGACAUUACUUGACAUUACUGCCUGAGUGUAUCUUCACAAUAGCAAAAUGGUUUGAGAUUAAGCAUUUGGAAUCUUAUGUCAUUUUGUAUGGGGUCAAUCCACCAUAACGUGUUUCUCAUUUGGUUUUAAUUAUUCCAGAAAUCAUAAAGUCACAAAACUGGAAGGGAUCUUCAGAGAUCUAGAGUGUUUCAAGCAGAAAACACAUUAGUUAUACGGGGCAGUUAGAUAUGGCUGAGAUGUAAACAAGAGAAUCUAAAAGAAUGUUCAAGGAAUAGCUGUUUUUGAACAUUACUUAGUAAUGGCAUGAGUGGGAGGAGAGACUUUCAGCACCUUGAGACCCGGCGCUCUCUGGAACCAGCUUUGUUCCUCUUAUCGAAAGCAUAUAUGACACUUUUUUUGGCUCCGGCCCUGUGGUGGGGGAGGUAAUUAUUGCCUUCAUCCACAUAAAUUCCUUCCUAUACAUUCCCCUCAGACCACCCCAGAGGCAAAACUGAAAUGGAAAUCCAGUGGCACUUAAAAUUCACCCUGCCCCAUUUGGCUGCGAUUCCCAGGCUUACAGCACUGCCCUUAUGGAAUAUCACAUUUUCAUUUUCUGAGAUUCAUUUUAUAAAAGUAUAGGCCAGGUGCCAUGGCUCACACCUAUAAUCUGAACACUUUGGGAGGACAAGGUGGGAGGAUUGCUGAGCCCAGGAGUUCAAGACCAGCCUGGGCAACACAGCAAGAUCCUGUCACUACCAAAAAUUCAAAACUUAGUUGGGUGUGGUGGCACACACCUGUAUUCCCAGCUACUCAGGAAGCUGAGGCGGGAGGAUCACUCGAGCCCAGGAAUUCAAGGAUGCAGUGAGCUAUGAUUGCACUACUGCAGUCUAGCCUGAGCGGCAGAGCAAGGCCCUGAAUAAAUAAAUAAAAGUAUAAUUUAUUUUUGCCUAAUAUUAAUCACUUCUUAAGGCCCAAAUUUUUGUUUUUAAGCAAAAGGAUAGCUCUAAGUGUGGGUUGCAGUUACUGGACAUAAAUAUUCACUAAAUGAGAUUCCUUUGGUUAUGGCUGUUCAUAGAAUUUUAAUUCUAUGUCAGUGUUCUUGUUCACUAAGAUAUUUCGAAGUGAGAGAAAGCAUUUUACCAAUACAUUCUUAUUUUUUCUCCUUUAAAAUAAUAUUGAAUUUUUCCUGGUACGAAGACAGAUAUUUAUUAACUUGAUUGGAAAACACAGAAAUUAAGUUCAUGUUGAACACUGAGUUAUCUAGAUGAUCCCUGAGAUUUGAACGUUCAUGUCAACCGUGUUGAGCGCUCACCAGCCACCAGGCUUUAGGCACUGGCAGUGCAAGGUGUCUGAGGCCCAUUCUCAGGCUGGGCACAGGUCACACAGUGAGUAAAUGGGUCUUUUCAGUGCAAUGUGGUUAUGAUAGAGGCAUGCCAGGGUGCCACUAACCCAGCAGGUGUGGCAGGAGGGGCUUCACAGAGGAAAGGGACUUUGAGCUCAGUGUUAAAGGAUGAGGAGUGAGUCAUAAGGGGGAAAAAUGGAAAUGACUUUCCAGGCUUCAGAAACAGCAUAAACAAAGGCCUGAGAGCUGGAGUCAGUGUGGUGUGUCCAGGGAUCACAAGUGGGCUGGAGCUGCCGGAGAACAGCCAAGUGGCUCAGCUGCCAUCCCGGAACUGAGCUCGUCACUAUCAGAUGCUGCUGUUCCCUGGCCUCAGAGGAAAGCAGCACACAGCUCACUGCGAGGGGUUUCCCCAGAGGCUCCUCCUGCAGCCAAUGCUAUUAUUAGUUUAUAUUAUAAUAGUAUCAGUUUCUUUUUCUUUGGAAAUCCCUAGAACUGUUAACUGAAGGUGACUCAGGGUAACUAAUUCUGGAUCUUUGGGUGCACAGCCUCUCACUGGAGUCUGAGAGGAGGAGGUGGAGACUAUUAGUGCACGGCGCGCAACCAGGAAGGACUCACAGACUAACGCCAAAGGUGUGUUGGGCUCAGCUGCUCCACUGUGGAAAAGGAAAGCCCUGGCCCUGUGGCAGGAGGGGAUUGUUCUAGUCAAGUGUGGCAUUGCACGGACAGGCGGUGCCGAGUGUUUGGGUGCAGACACAGGCAGCUGCUGCCCUCCACUUCCUGCUCUUGCAAGUCACAGAUGAUUCCAGUACAAUGUGGGAGGUCCUCCUUACAGGGGCACUUGCAACGGGAAGGCAGAGAGUUUCGUCAAUUCAGGUACAGGUCUGUCUGGGAGACCUGGCCCUGUGGAGGCAGGAACACUGUGCAGGGGCAUGGCAGCGCCUGUCUUUGCUAUCACAUCAUUUGCCUUUUCCUUGUAGGACCCAAAGAUCUAUGUCCAAAACUGAGUCCAGAAACAUCUGCAUUCCUGUUUAAACUUCAGCUCAGUUUCUUAACCAAGAACCACGUCAACCCUCCAGGGUUGUGGUUUGUAUUUUUGCCCUUAAGCAUUAUCUCCUUUCCACCAAGAAGCCUACUUAGGUUUAACACAUGAAAGCAGUGUCUAAAAAUUAGAUUGGUCCUAAAUUGGAAUGGGAUGUCUUCCUUCUUGCAUGUCCCAUACCAGGGAAUUUUUUUAACACACAGUGUAGAGCCUUUGCCAGAGAUGUUGAAAGGGAGAUUAAAGGCUUGAGGGAUGAAUUUGAUCAUCAUUCUUAAAGUCCCUUCCAAUCCUGUGAUUCUCUGAUUCCCUGAGUCUCAUUUAUUAUUGGACAUGCCUAGCCCAUCACCAGUGACCUGCCCGCAUAUUGCUGGCUUCCCUUGGAUAACGGAGAGGCUAUCACCACAUGCCUUUGUUGUCUUCCAUCAUAUCAAGUGAGUUGCUUUCUGGACUUUUUCCAUCUAGAGCCUGCUAGGUUUGGUUUUGGGAAAAGAUGGUGAAGUUUCUUUUCAUGAGUUUGUAGGGAAAAAAAAUUCUUUUUAAAGAUGGUAAGGGUGGAAAUAAUUAAUCAUGGUACCAUCUCAUUAAAAAUAGAUACCUCAAAAUGUUUACCUUUACAAGUCAAGAAGAGUAUCUGACUUUCUUGGAAGUGUCAAGAAUUGCAGGUUGGCUGAAAAGUUAGAUUGAGAAUCUGACCUUGUUACUUAUGAUUCUUUUUUCCCUUGGUUCUCGGGGAUGCAUGAGAAGGUGAGCUGUCACUCACAAAAAAAGGGAAAAUGAUUUGAAAAAAUGUUUCACAUAUACACUUUUUAUCAUUUUAGUGGAUGGCAGCCUUACGUCAGUAGUAUAUGCCAGUAUGAAGUAUGGACCAAAACACUAGUGUCACUUGUAACCAUUGUACUCUUAUGGAUUUGUGUCUUAUACCAUUUGCCUUGCUUUUUAAAUGACUUUGUUUUUCAAGGUACUGUCAUUUUGCAAAAGGAAAUCUUUAUAUGAAAUGUACAAAAACCGUUACUAACUGGACAACAGGGAAGGUGCUGGCCCCACAUUAGUGCCUGCCUACCACUCUCUACUUCUAACCAGGGACACGGAUCUUCCAUUCUCUACAUCCGCCGGACUGCAGCCCAAGUCUGGACCUGGCUGCAGUGGGCAUAUUACCAUAUGGAUAUCUUUUUCUUUCUUUUUUUGAAGUGAGGAGAUUCUUCAGGGGGUCAGGCUGAGAAUGUAAUAAGCCUGACGUUGGAACAGAUUUCUCCCGUGUGGUCUAGCUGGACCCCUCCGGCAUUUGCCACACUCCCUGCCAGUCCUGACAUUGACUUCCUGAAUGUGAUUAGGUGGUAAUGAGCAAGAAUUUCCUAGGAUGUUGAAACAUCUGUAUCCAGGCCCCCAUUCAAAUGCUGCUGAAUAUUGUGAAUGUUUUUACUCCGCUCACUUUCCCACUGUGCUUUCCUCUAACCAAAAUAUACGUGUAGCCAUUACCAAUGUACAACUCUCAAUGCGGAGUUGCCUCCACGGUUUAAAAUAAAUCUCUGUGAAAACCUU